This is a messenger RNA of Aspergillus mulundensis, 468 nucleotides long. RefSeq lists its product as uncharacterized. The record is from RefSeq and is a predicted model, not a curated record. The coding region runs from base 1 to 468 and encodes 155 amino acids. NCBI's taxonomy places the organism in Eukaryota, Fungi, Ascomycota, Eurotiomycetes, Eurotiales, Aspergillaceae. The transcript has 2 exons.
AUGGUAUGUCCAGGCGCCAAGCUAAAGGCCGCAAGGAGACUGGGCUUCCAGAGGGAAGCUGAGCACACCUGUGAAGUACUCCAACUACAGGCCCAGCAUUUGAUCCGUGAUGUCGAACGCCUUACACUCGAACGAGACGACUACCGCAACCAGAGGGACCAAUGGGAGGAGAUGGCGAACACCGUGAAUACCGAGAAAGAAGAACUGAAGGCGGAUCUGCGAGAACAAGUGGCGGUAACUAGACGGACCCAGGAACAGCUUGCAGCUAUCUCAGAGACUCAUAACUUCCAGGAUGACCUCGACUCUGGCAAACCGGACAGCGUGGAAGACAUGGGCUGUGAUCGGAGCUCAAUCGGGAAAUUGAUUGUGAACCAUUGGAAGGAGCGGGAGGCCUCAAGAACACAGGCCAUGAGGGACAAUGCAGCGAUUGAGGAGCUUAGCGCCCUGGAUAGGCAGCGAGCAUUGUAA